Messenger RNA from Acipenser ruthenus (sterlet), 550 nucleotides. Its product is annotated as thymosin beta-12-like. The record is from RefSeq and is a predicted model, not a curated record. Bases 158 to 295 code for a protein of 45 amino acids. The transcript has 3 exons. Gene Ontology annotation, biological process: regulation of cell migration; actin filament organization. NCBI's taxonomy places the organism in Eukaryota, Metazoa, Chordata, Actinopteri, Acipenseriformes, Acipenseridae. Gene Ontology annotation, cellular component: cytoplasm. Gene Ontology annotation, molecular function: actin monomer binding.
ACAGGCUGAGCAGAUUUCCUGAAAGCCACUCCUCUCCACGACAUGAAUAUUAAUACCAAGGGAGGUGGGGAGAGCAAUGUGCAGCUCUUAAACCCACGCCCAAGAAGCACCACACACCGACUCUCUCCCUUUGAGAAUUAACAACCAAAACGCCAAAAUGUCUGACAAACCCGAUCUGGCAGAAAUUGAAGGCUUUGACAAGGCCAAACUGAAAAAGACAGAGACGAAAGAAAAGAACCCCCUGCCUACGAAGGAGACGAUUGAGCAGGAAAAGAAAGGAGAAAGCGCCUCCUGAUGAAGAAGCAGGAGAGACGUUUAUUUCCAUUUGGAAGAUGGCUCUUCGUUUUGACCGUUAAUUGAUUUCUUUACUUUUGAGAAAGAAAGGCUCUCUCCUCCAGGAGAGGCAGCAAUCCAAACUGAAUGGGUAGACUACGACAACGAGACUGUCACGCGAUAUUCUGGAUCGUUUGUUUCAGAGGAAUGUAACACACCUUGGUUUUCCUAUGGUUUCCGGUAAUGCUUUAAAAAAUUAAAUUAAUUUUAAACAAAA